GCUCUGGGAGGUCCCAGAGAACGUAAGGAAUGGGACUUGGAAGCUUCUAUAUUACCUUUGGGAGAGGAUUCUGGAAAAUCCCAAAGCAACAAAGUACCGCCCCGAGGGCUGGUUGAAAAUAUAGAUGAGGAGCUUCGGUCCUCUCUGGCCUUUCAGGAUUCGAGGCGUAUCGCUGACGACACUCCCCGAAAGAUUCCGCAGCUCUCAAAAGACGUUAGCCUUGAUAAAGAAAGGGAAUCUGUGGCAAGUCAAUCAUCAUCCAGCGCUAAUGUGGAAGAGCACUCAGCGCCCGAGGCGGAUAUGUGUUCCGAAUGCGAGUUAGUAGGCACACAUCUGCUCACCGAGCGCAAGAACCUAGGCAGUGAAGACUGGAAGGACGUCCGGUCCCAGUUGCCUGAGCCUUGGAUGUGGGAUGUUGACUACCACAGCAUUCCAAAUAUGUCAGGCGAACAUCGGGGUUGCUGGACAUGCUCGCCAAUGGGCUCUGAUGAUCCUAAGGACUUCCCACUCACUAUUGCCGGAGCUCCCGUUGUCAUACCUGUGGAGUAUCGAUGGCCACUAGCUGCAGGCGUGAAUCCACCUCCAGAUCCACGGCCCUCUGCUCCGAUCAACUGCGCCGCUGAACUUCGGCUGGAGGUAAUUCGAGAUAUCUUCCUCACCUUUGAGGGCAGUAUCGGAUUCUAUCUUCUGGUAAAUGGCCUUAUCCAGAUCAUAGUCCCUGAAGAGUUUGAUAUAGAAUGGGCUUCAUCACAUCUUCCACACAAAUACGGUGGUCUGCGAAUCUGCUACAUCCCACAAUCGAUGACGCCUACGAUGGUUACUUCCGAAACGGAGACUAUGCAAUCCGAGACCUCACAAAGCUCUGGGCUUUCUAGUGCGCGUAGACUCUUCCGACCUUCGAGUACAAGUUUUACUCAAGCACUCCACCUCAAUGACUUCAUCGAAGCACACACAAAAUCUACACUUAAGGAGGGCAAGUUCGCAGGGCGUAUUGGGCUUAGAACUAGUAAAUGUGGCAAUCCCUACAUUCUGAUGUCUACCCAUGUUAUUACAGAGGCCAUAUUGGCGAAAUCACACCACCUAUCAAUCUUUAACAGGAGGCGCAAUGCAUAUGAGAAUCUCGAACGGGAUUGGAACGAAUGCGUUGAGAUCUGGGCUGGCAAUGAAAAGAUUGGUACAGUCGAUAAGUCCUUUGAUGCCAAUGCAGGGGUAUUUCCAAAUGGCUUCAUGCACGACAUUACGCUCAUUAAGCCGACCAUUCCAGCUGCAGUCAAGGACAUCAAAUCGCCUAUAUCAGAUAUUAGAUGGCUGUCAAGAGAAGCAUGGAGUGAUCUGCGACGGCGAACUAGUGCUGUCAAGAUCCUUGGAGACACGGAAAAUCGUGCCGCGAAGACCCUGAAGACAAAUUGUGCUUCAGAAGUACUAGUCAUUGGCGAAGGCGUGUUCCUUAACCAACCCGCUUCCUCAAAGCCCGCCCGCGAACACGACAUCGGCACUUGGAAAGGCCUAGUCUCACGCAGCCUUCUUUAUCGAGUUCACAGAGAUUUCGAUCCACCGAACGGAUAUAGUGGUAUCGCGCUCUACGCAGAUGGGCUUCGCGAAGACGGAACGACAGGACCCGGUAUUGUUGGAUUUCAAUCCUUCGUGCAAAGAUCUGGUCAUGUGCAGAACUUCGAUAUGGAAGGCAGCGCCCUCAAUACGAGGCUAAAGCUAGGAAGAGUGGCGUUUUAUGGGGCUUUUCAGGUUCCGGAUGAGUUAAGGAGAGAGCAUGUUAUCGCUUGA
Messenger RNA from Lindgomyces ingoldianus, 1782 nucleotides. RefSeq lists its product as uncharacterized. NCBI's taxonomy places the organism in Eukaryota, Fungi, Ascomycota, Dothideomycetes, Pleosporales, Lindgomycetaceae. The record is from RefSeq and is a predicted model, not a curated record. The coding region runs from base 301 to 1782 and encodes 493 amino acids. The transcript is spliced from 3 exons.